Molecule: messenger RNA, 603 nt
Organism: Haemonchus placei
Lineage: Eukaryota; Metazoa; Nematoda; Chromadorea; Rhabditida; Trichostrongylidae
Source: the annotation of a GenBank genome assembly
AUGCGAGCAAUAGCGUGGUUUCUCAGAACAACUCAAUCAUCCUUAGGGAACGGUCGAGAUACAAUGCGAAAAGACGUCUGCAACUCAUUGAAACAAGCAGCUGACCUUGGAGCUCGUGGAGUGGUCCUAUGGAGCAGUAGCAAAAACAUGAAACAACGUUGUGAAGGCUUAGCUGCAUACGUCCGCGAUAUGCUAGGACCAACCGUGGCGCUUAUUCGUAAGCGCACGCAACGUUGUCGCGAGAAGCGGUGCUCGGGGCAUGGUCAAUGUGUGCUUCCUUCACCGGCAUCCAGGUGCACAUUCCGGAUGCAGCCGGAGAGUUAUAUUUGUCGAUGUGAUACACUGUACACGGGCGGCACCUGUAAUGUAAUCGGUGAUACCGCAACAAAUGACAGUAGUUCAUCAGGUGGCGUUCAUGAGGGUGUGGUGACUGUGGCACCCAUCAAACUUGACGAUACCAGGCAGUUGGAGUUAAAGGAACAGGACUCCGUGAAUGUCACAGACACGUCUAUCUUGGUGGCCGCGGCUGCCCCAGAGACGGUGACUACGUCGGAUACAUUUCUACACUUCACUCCCCCACCACUAGACUUCCGAUUAAUUUGA